UGAAAUUGUACGGACCAAAGGCCGCAGCUUUGCUUAUUUGGACUUCGUUCCUUCCUCUGACAAAGGCCUCGCCAAGCUCUUCAGCACGGUUUCUCUCCUCUCUCUUCAUGUUUUAUGUUUUAAUUUCGUUUAAUUUAUCUCCUGGAUUUUUGUUAUUUUCAGGAAAUUUGGAGGUUUUCAGGGAUUUUGUUAGUUUUGCAGUGAUUUUAAGUACUCUUCUGGUUAAUGUGUCAAUUUUCUUUGUAAAUCUUUUCUGUUAGUUUUCUGGUUAACUCGUCAGUUCUUAAGUUGCUUUUUGUAGUGCACUUGGUUCAUGCAUUGAUUUUGUAAUGUUGUUGAAGUCGCUGCCACAACUGUAUGAUGCUGCUGUUAAGUAGAUGACGGAAUGAUGUAGAUGCAUUCUCGAGUAUAAUGGAUGUAUGUGGAAAGGGGGAAGGCUCAGACUUGAGAAGGCUAAAGAACACUACAUACUUAGAUUGGGGCGUGAGUGGGAGGAGGAUGCCAAGCUUUCCAUUGAUUCCAACAGUUUUGAUGGGGAUGCCGUUGUAAACAUGCCUUCUUUGGAAAAACCGGUGAAAGCCCACAACUUGGAAAAUACGCAACUCAGAAUUUUCUUUCCUAAGCUAAGGAAGGUGAAACCUGUGCCUCUGAAAGGAACUGGAAAGCACAAAUACAGUUUUCCACGGGUUGAGGUUCCUCCUCUCCCAAUUCACCUUUGUGAUUGUGAGGAGCAUUCUGGUUCAUCAGAUGCAGCUAAAAAAUCUUUUCAUAGAGAGGAUGAAAAUGAUGGGAUCAAUGAAGAAGAGCUGAACAUGAUGACAUCAGUGAUGAACAAACUUUUUGAGAGGGAGAACACCUCGGAGACUGCUUGUACCAAGGUCGGAUUCACUACGGAGGCAUUCGUCUCAAGGAACUCAGUUGAUGAUAUUCAAGUCGAUCAGGAGAGAGAUCAAAUUUCUGAUGAAGAUAACCUUAUUAUGAACAUGGUUGCUGGGUCAAACAGUGGUAUCACUACAGCAGAUGCUUGGGAACAAAAUGCAAUUAGUGGCAACCAGGAACCUUCUAGAUCCAGAUCCCUGCAGAGAAUUCAUAAAAUUCAGGAAAAAGCUACUGUGCUUUCCAAGAAGAAGCGGAAAGCAGCUCAAGAUUUUGAUACUAUUCCAGAUCAAGUCGCAGAACCAGGAGCAGGAGUUCUACAACCAAGCUACCAUCAUGUGCGCCCUAAAAAGUCUAUAAGGAGAGAUCUGGUAAGUGACGGAAAAAAUAGUUUUCGUAUAUCUGAUAUCCUACAAAGUAAUGAUACUGGAGGAGAAAUGCAGUCGAAACCAGAUAGUUCUACUCUGCUAAACUGCAAAGACCCGCCAAGCCAAUCAUCCCAGAUUAAAGUGGUGAAUGAAUCUACUGAAACCAUUUGUGGUACGCCAAAUGCAGGAAUUGAUAAGGGACGGGAAGGUAAUUCAUUCCUAAACAGAUCCUCGUGGAUGCAGCUUGUUGGUAGUAACAGCUCGUUCAGUAUCUCUCAGAUUCUGCCUGGUCUAAAUUUAGAAAAGCAAGAGAUUCCACAAUUUAAUGUCACUGAUAGUUCAACUUCAACAAAAAGGAGGCAGGAUUUUAUGAAGACUGAUAAAAGUGAUUUCAUCACUGAUGUUUCUAAAUCUCAGCCUGUAGUUGAUAUCCCAAAAUAUUCUUUAGCUGAUUCAAAGACUAACCAUGCUAGCCAGAACCAAUUAGAUUCAGUAAAGAAGCUGCAGGGAGGUAAGUCAAGCAACGAUGCCUACAAUCUACCAUUCAGCGAGAAACAACCAAUACAGGCAAAGAGGACCUCUAUGGGAGACUGUGGAAUGCCUGAAACCUUUACUUUUAAGAGAAGUGCUGCCUCCAUGAAAGAGUGGAAGAAGGCUAAAGCAGCAGUCAGUGGUUCACGGAAGAAAGUGGUCAAGAAAAAAUGAGUGCUAAAAGGCAACGAAAGGCAAUGUUCCUCGAUUAAGGGUUAUAACUCUUUGGUAGAGACCGCUAGCUGAUGUCCUUGGGGUUUUUGCUUAGCACUAAAUUCCCAAUCCAAGAAAACGUGACAUUGUUGGAUGUGGUCUCACUCAACCACCAGAUGAGGUUCACACUGCUGGGUUGUCUUGAGUUGGACCUUGCACAUUUCUGCAAGAACUUGCUGUUUGUCUUGAUGAUUCAAUUUUAGCUAGCCCUGCUACACAAAAAUAUUUAACACAAUUCGUUUCUUUGAACGCAGGCGACUUUUUCUUAAUGGUCAAUGCAUGUUUAUGUUCCAUCUUGCAGAUGUGGCUCUUUUUGACAGCCAAAACCGGUGACACUUAGCGGCAACUGUUAUUAAAGCUUUAUAGGUUCAAGCAGCGAGUCUUUCUAUUUUUCAUUUGUGGAGUAUCGAUUAAUUUAUAUGAAAUUCAAUUACUGUUUGUCUUGCAGAA
Messenger RNA from Coffea eugenioides, 2438 nucleotides. RefSeq lists its product as uncharacterized. The coding region runs from base 420 to 1949 and encodes 509 amino acids. Gene Ontology annotation, molecular function: RNA binding. NCBI's taxonomy places the organism in Eukaryota, Viridiplantae, Streptophyta, Magnoliopsida, Gentianales, Rubiaceae. The transcript has 4 exons. The record is from RefSeq and is a predicted model, not a curated record. Gene Ontology annotation, cellular component: nucleus.